AUGUCCGGGCGGCUUCGGGGCCGCGGGGCCGGCGCCCUCCCCACGCUGGGGCUGCUGCUGCUGCUGCUGCUGCUCGGAUCGUCGGCCACGCCGGGCAUCACCUGCCCGACUCCCACAUCCGUGGAGCAUGCAGACAUCUGGGUCAAGAAUUACAGCAUCAACUCCAGGGAGCGGUAUGUUUGUAAUUCUGGCUUCAAGCGUAAAGCUGGGACCUCCAGCCUGACCCAGUGUGUGUUUAACGAGACGGCGAAAGUCGCCCACUGGACCACUCCCAACCUCAAGUGCAUCAGAGACCCCUCCCUGAGUCACCAAAGGCCACCCUCCACAGCAGCGCCGACAGGGUUGACCCCAGAGCCAGAGAGCCCCACCCCCUCCGGAAAAGAGCCAGAUCUUACUUCCACGUCAGACACCAAAGUGGCCACAAGGCCAGCUACUGGACCAGGCUCCAGGUUGCCAUCCACAGCCCCUCCUGUGGGAACCACAGGGCUAGUCAGUAAGGAGACCACCUGCGUCCCAGCUCAGACAGCAGCCAAGGCUCUGGAACACACACACCCGGCCUUGCAGGACACGCCCGGUGCAUAUCAGUACAACCCCAGAGUUGUGACCGCAGCCGUCUCCAUACCUGUCACCGUGCUCUUUGUAGCGUGCCUGCUAUUUCUUCUGGUACGUUGCCGCCUGAGGUCAAGGCAAGCCCACCAGACACCCGGUGUUGAGAUGGAGAGCAUGGAGAGUGUGCCGAUGACCACGGGGGCAGAUGCCAGAGGGGAGGACACGGAAAUCCACCUGCAUGGCCUAGGAGGUUCCGGGGACGCUGAGGCCAGCAGAGGCCGCAGUGAAGGCCCAGCUCUUCUCCAGCCAGAGAGGACCUAG
Messenger RNA from Rangifer tarandus platyrhynchus (Svalbard reindeer), 870 nucleotides. The record is from the annotation of a GenBank genome assembly. Lineage: Eukaryota; Metazoa; Chordata; Mammalia; Artiodactyla; Cervidae.